UAAAAUGCCGAUUGAUUUCUACUAUUUACUAUUACUAUACGAGUGCCCCAUCCCGGGCCGUAUUCAUGACUAUCCGUCAGUUGAAACUCAAUGCAAAUCUCAAGCAUAUAGACCUCACUGAAGGGCAACAGUUUAAACCAGAAUUUUUCAAAUCCUUUGCAUACCGUUCCCUACUCAGCAACAAUGGGCUCGUAAUAUGGGAGAGUCGGGCUAUCAUACAAUACCUGUGCAACCAUUACACAACGGACAGUGGGCUAUAUCCUAUCUGUGCUAAAAAGCGGGCAUUUGUCGACUUUUAUAUUAAUAUCGACUUUGGUCUGGGUACAACUAUUGACAAAUUUCUGUUUUGCAAAUUUGAAAAAUGUGUGGACACACCACCAGAUGAAAUGACAAAAUUCAAGGAAGUCCUACAAGUAUUGGAUCAAUUGAUCGGCGAUAAGGCAUACCUAACGGGAAAUGAGUUGACAAUCGCCGACCGGUCCUUAUUGGCCACCACUGUCUACAUAAAGUGGUGUGAAAUCAUUGAUUUCAAUGACUUCCCAAACUUGCAGCGCUGGGAUUCAUGGCUGAUGUCUGAACUGCCCUAUUAUAAAGAGAUCAAUGAUAUACCCCGGGAGAAU
Oppiella nova is the source of this 620-nucleotide messenger RNA. NCBI's taxonomy places the organism in Eukaryota, Metazoa, Arthropoda, Arachnida, Sarcoptiformes, Oppiidae. The record is from the annotation of a GenBank genome assembly.